AUGGCGGGAGGCAAAAUCAAGAAAGAGCGGGCGCAGAAAGGCGGCGCCGGGGCAUCCAAUCAUCAUUUUCAAGGGGGGAUUUCUUUCCACAAGUCGAAAGGCCAGCACAUACUGAAAAACCCUCUCUUGGUCGACUCAAUCGUUCAGAAAUCCGGCAUAAAACCUACCGACGUUAUUCUGGAGAUAGGUCCCGGCACGGGUAAUCUCACUAAGAAGCUUCUCGAAACCGGAAAGUCCGUGAUCGCCGUUGAGCUUGAUCCUCGUAUGGUGCUCGAGCUGCAACGCCGAUUCCAAGGAACCCCUUAUUCGAACCGAUUGAAGGUGAUACAAGGAGAUGUCCUGAAAUGCGACCUUCCAUACUUCGACAUCUGUGUGGCCAACAUCCCAUACCAGAUCUCAUCACCCCUGACAUUCAAGCUGCUCGCCCACCGGCCUCUCUUCAGGUGUGCCGUCAUCAUGUUCCAGAGGGAGUUCGCCAUGCGGCUCGUGGCCCAGCCAGGGGACACCCUCUACUGUCGCCUCUCAGUCAACACCCAGCUCCUUGCCCGAGUCAACCACUUGCUAAAAGUUGGGAGGAACAACUUCAGGCCACCCCCCAAGGUUGACUCGUCCGUGGUCCGUAUCGAGCCUCGAAAGCCUCUCCCACCCGUCAACUUCAAGGAGUGGGAUGGACUCGUCCGCAUCUGCUUCAACCGCAAGAACAAAACUUUAGGCUCCAUAUUCAGGCAAAAGAAUGUGCUUUCGUUGCUCGAGAAGAACUAUAAGACGCUGCAAGCUUUACAGUUGGCGCCCGAUGGUCGCCCAGAGGACGAUGAUGCAGAGAUGGCUGCUUGUGUGUCGGCAUUAGGGGACACGCUCGGGGGAAUGAGCGUCGACGGUAACGAUGAUGGUGACGAUGAUGACGAGAUGGAGAUGGAUGAUGGGGAUAAUAAUAAUAAUAAUAACAACAAUGGUAUGAAGGGUUCGGAUUUUAAGAAUAAGGUUUUGGGGGUGUUGAAAAGUGGAGGGUUUGAGGAGAAGAGGUCAUCGAAGCUGGCGCAAGCGGAUUUCAUGCACCUGCUCUCGUUGUUCAAUAGGGCCGGGAUUCAUUUUUCAUAG
Molecule: messenger RNA, 1098 nt
Organism: Striga hermonthica
Lineage: Eukaryota; Viridiplantae; Streptophyta; Magnoliopsida; Lamiales; Orobanchaceae
Source: the annotation of a GenBank genome assembly